UUUUAUUAUAAUGGACAGCGGGCGAAUUCAGCAGACGCUUCAGGCACUCGAGUUGAUCUACGGGGCCAGCACAACGGUGGAGCAGCGGCGUGAAGCCGAGGCGCUGUGCGAGCAGGUGAAGGAGUCUGAAGAGGCGGCGCUGGUUGGCGUGCAGCUCUCCCAGCGGCAGCACGGGUAUCCGGCGAUGGCACGGCACUUUGGGCUCCGGCUAAUCGAAGACUCGCUGCGCAGUCGGUGGAGCGGCGGCAAGCCCAGCAAGAACAAAAAGCGGCUGACGCUAAACGACGGCGUGAUGCUGCGCGACCACCUCUGGCAGAUGCUCUUGCAGUCAAGCCAGAACACUGAGCCGCAGUAUAUCCGGGAAAAGCUGGUCAGCGUGUUUGUGAUGCUGGUGGUGCGCAUGUGGCCGUCGAGUACAUGGGUGGACCUGAACUCGCAGAUGAUGCAUCUGUAUAUGCUGUCAGGGGAGCACCGGGUGCUGGCGCUGAGGAUCUGGCAGACACUGGGUGAGGAGGUGUUUGUGUAUGAGAACGACCCGUCGGCGGCCGUGCAUAAGAAUGAUCUGACUAUCGGACUAGUCGGUGCAUUGCUGCCCAGACAGACAGUCACCGAGCUUUACCCGCACGGCUACCGGGUUUCGGUGGACAGCACGCCCAGUUUCACUAAGCCCGGGAAGAAGGCGCGCGAGGUUCCGUAUGAGCCCGGGAACGAAGACGGAUGGCUGCUGCGGUGGGCCAAGCAUGCCACGGAGAUUGCGCAGCAUAUGUCUGGCAGCACAGACGACCAAGACCUGCUGGUAAGCAUGCUCGAUGCCAUCUCGGUUUACCUGGACUGGGUGCCGGUGCGGGCGCUGGCAGCAAUGCAGAUGAUCCCGUGCUUGGCCGACCUGCUGCGUGUGCGCAGCGAUACGGUGCGCAGACGGGCAGCCAGCUGCCUGGAGACGAUCUCCCGCCGCAACGUCACUGUGGGCGAGUACCGCGACACGAUUCUGCUCGAGUUCGCCAGCAACGCAGCGGUCCUGGGCUCGAUGGCGCAGGUGUACCUGGGAACAGUGAAGCCUGCGGCUGAAACCGAGUGGGACGACACGGCCGAGGCCCUGUCGGCGGCCAAGACGAUCUCGCAGACGGUGGCGAAUCUGGUGACCAUCCACUGGGCGCGCAAAAAGCUCGACAUUAACGUGUUAGCGAAUCCGCAGCCGCUGAUCGAGCUUCUGCUGGCACUGGGCCGUGACAUGCGCUACACGGUGUCGUCGCAAGCGAUGGCCUGCUGGACAGCCAUUGUCGGGCACCCGGCGCUGAGCAAAGACCCGGUGGUGCUGGGAGCAUUCAGCACGCUGGCCGAGCACACCACCACGAUGCUGUUCAAGGUGUGCCGGGCGUCGCAUCUGGUCGGCGAGCUGGUACAUGGCAAUGACGUGGCCACAGGCAUCGACUCGGACGAGGCCGACCAGUUCGAGUCGCCGGCCGAUCUGCGCAGCUUCCUGUCGAGCGAUGUGCGCAGCCGGCUUCUGGGGAUUCUCCGCAGCACAUGCAAACUGGAGCCCACGGGCUUUGUCCAGUGGAUUCUGCCGUCGCUCUUGCCGGUUCUGGACACGGCACUGACCGGCAAUGCGGACGUCGCGCAGGUGUCAGUGGCUGAGGCCGCGUUUAUCACGGUGGAUACGAUUCUGUCGACUUUGGACGACUACGAGCAGCGAGCAUUAGAGGACGGCGAUAUGGACAGGAGCCUGGAGACAGUGCGGCCGCUGUGCUAUCAGAUCGGCGAAAAGGUCGUCGGGUUCGUCACGGACAAUCCGACGCUGAUGACUAGACAAUUGCAGACGCUGCCGUCGUUUGCGUUCCUGCUGCGGCCGUCGGCCAUGGGAGACGACGGGGCGCGCACAUUGCUGUUCAAUGUGCUGAAGAAAUGCACGUCUUUGUUGAAGGCCCCUGAAGGACCCGCGGCGCGCGAGCUGCGGACGCUGAGCCGCCGGGCCACCGGCGCACUUGUCCGGAUCGCCAUCGCAAUCCCUGAUUCGCUGAUGGUAAUCUACGGGGAUCUCUCGGAUUUGGUGCAGGCGAACCUGAAUGACCCGCAGGUGUCGGAUCCGGUCAAAUGCUACCUGGGCGAGUUCCUGCUGACGCUGAUUGCUGGCGCCUCAUGCAGCCUGUCGAUGCGCAAGGAUCUUGCUGGUGCGGUGAUCCGGCCACUGGUCGAGUCGCUGAAUGAGUUUCUGCCGGCGCUGCAGUCGCCGCAGGAGCUGGUUUCUUUGCUCGGCCUGCCGGCAUUGGACGCCAAUGUGGCUGGCGACAUUAGCAGCGAAUGCAAGGGUGCGAUGGACCGGGCGCGUCGCAAUCGGUUCCAGCUGAUGCACGUGCUGUCCACCCUGCAGGUCUGCCUGACCCGGACUCUGGGCGGCGAUGCCAGCCUCAGCCUGGCGGCCGUGUGGAGCGACUAUGUGUCGGAAGUCGCCCCGGCCGUUCUGAUGCUCAUGCAGUGCUUGCACGCCUUGUGGAACCCUGCCAACUGGCAGCAAUUGCCGUGGCAGUCGGCGCCGGCCCAGAAUCUGUUUGGGCUGCUGGAAUUGUCAUCAAGCGAGAUGUCCAGCCUGACCGGUGCCGUUGCAAGGGAGAGCCAGGAGGCCGACCUGCACUCGGUGGAGAUCCGGGCCAUCCGCCACACGCUGAAUAUGCUGCGCGAGUCGUCCUACCGGUGCAUCGGCUGCCUCGCUCAUUUGCCCGAGCUCUACGAUGCCAAGGUUGUGCCCGACAUCGGCAGUAACUUCGCUGCCUGUCUGUUUGCCGAUGCUGCAGUGAUGACAUCGCGUCACUGGAAAAUGGUGCUGGUCGAGAUCGUCCGGCCAGUGCUUCUGGCCAUCGGCAGCUGGCCAACAACCCGUAAGGACACGGUAAGGAACGUCGUUGCCGAAUUUGUCCAGCCAUGGCUAAUCCCCAUGCUGGCAUUCUGCAGCGAGCGCCUGACCGAACAGUGGUCGGAGAUUAUGCAAAGAAGCUCCAGCGGAGCCGAGCCGUCGGUCGACGAGGAUAUUGUCAGAGAAAGGCUACUGCGCGACUGGACGCGCGCAUUCAGCUCGGCCACUGCCGAUUUGCUCGCAUCUAUGUCCUUGUCGUUCCCGGAGGCCGCGCAGAUCGAGAACGAGCUGGCCAGCUCGGCUCGCAUCACAAUCGGGCAGGACGACAGCCACAGCAAGCGGACUGGCAAUUAUGCUCUGGGUGCGCACAUUCUGCAGACGCCCGAACUAUUCGCCGCCGUACUGACUGCGUCUCUGCACGCAAUGCAGCUCCCCGACACCCACGCCUCGCACCGCACCACCGCGGCACUGGCCAGACUGGCGCCAUCACUGGCAGUGAUCGGUCUUCUCCAGCACUACGCCGUGCCUACGCCCGCCCACGCGUCGACCGUCAACAGCUACCUGGCACAUGUGCAUCCGAGCCUGGUCGACAACAAAAGCGGCGGCACCAUUCUGUCGUCGUGGCUGUGCCGGGAUUUCGUCCAAGCGACUGUCUCUGUCCUGCGCUCGCCGCAGCUGCUGGAUGUGCAGGAUUUGGCCCUGGCGAUGUUUGCUGAUGUUCUGCAUUUCUCGAGCUUCGCCAAGCACAUGCCGGUUAAUUGGAAGCUGCACAGCAAGGAUGUGCCAGACCGGGCGUUCCGCUCCACUAUGGUGUAUUCGAUGGUGCCGGCCAUCACCGAGUCGGGCGUAUUGGGCGAGGACCUGGAAAAGGCACUGGAGAUGAUUGUCGGUGAGGCCGAUGCCAAGCGCCGUAAGGCGCUGUUGCGACUGGCGCUGCUGCCGAUGCUUGCUGUGGAGAAAAGCCAGAUGUUCAGCAAAAAGGCGGAGAAGAAAAAGCAGACGGCGGCGCAAAAUGUCCCGGAGGAGUGGACCACUAGAUCUACCCUGUCGCUGUUCGAUAAUGACGAUGAGUUCAGCCUGGGCUCUAUCAUGCCGUGAAAGACAAUGAAGGCAGUACUGGAGAAUGAGCCCCGUCCCCUUCACAUUCUCCUACCAAAAUUUUUUACAUAUAAAACGUGCAAAUAAAC
This is a messenger RNA of Linderina pennispora, 4038 nucleotides long. RefSeq lists its product as uncharacterized. Lineage: Eukaryota; Fungi; Kickxellomycota; Kickxellomycetes; Kickxellales; Kickxellaceae. The record is from RefSeq and is a predicted model, not a curated record. Bases 11 to 3949 code for a protein of 1312 amino acids. Gene Ontology annotation, biological process: RNA export from nucleus; protein export from nucleus. Gene Ontology annotation, cellular component: cytoplasm; RNA nuclear export complex; nucleus. The transcript has a single exon. Gene Ontology annotation, molecular function: RNA binding; nuclear export signal receptor activity.